Molecule: messenger RNA, 2651 nt
Organism: Erigeron canadensis
Lineage: Eukaryota; Viridiplantae; Streptophyta; Magnoliopsida; Asterales; Asteraceae
Product: helicase-like transcription factor CHR28
Molecular function (GO): ATP-dependent chromatin remodeler activity; ATP binding
Source: RefSeq, a predicted model, not a curated record
AUGGGUUCUAUAGGGCGUGAGAAAAAAGUGACAUACAUUGAUGUCGAUGAUGAUGAUGAACCUGAUAUAUGUAUUCUUGAAGACGGCCCAAGACCUCGCCGGUCUGCACCCGCUACUCCUCCUCCAGUUCAUCACAUGGGACACAAUAAUAAUACUAACAGUCCUCAAAGUGUCGAUAAUGAAGAAGACGCUGAUGAAAGCAAUGUUUAUCGAGCUGCAUUGGAGGAUCUUUCGGAGCCAAAAUUAGAGGAGGCAUGUGCCCCUGAGGGUUCAUUGAAAGUCCCACUUAUGAAACACCAGCGGAGUGCUUUGUAUUGGAUGAUGCAGAAAGAGACCAAAAGCAUGCACUGCUCUGGAGGAUUUCUUGCCGAUGACCAGGGUUUGGGUAAAACAAUAUCAACAAUUGCUCUUAUGCUCUCAGAAAGGUCGCCAUCAUCCUCUAGUGUUCCUACUGCUCAAGUAGAAAAAGAGAUUUUCAAUUUAGAUGAUGACGACGAUAAUGAGCAAAAAGCCAAGACGGAAACUAAUGGAAGUUGUACGAAUACAAAAAGUACACCAGCUGCAGGGACUCUUAUUGUAUGCCCUACUAGUGUUCUUCAUCAAUGGUACGAUGAGUUGCAGAACAAAGUAAGCAACAAAGCUAGGCUUUCAGUGUUAAUGUAUCAUGGUGCAAACCGAACCAAGGACCCAUCUGAGCUAGCCAAGUAUGACGUCGUCCUGACGACAUACCCGCUUGUGACGAUGGAGGUUCCAAAACAGCCCCUUGUUGACGAAUCAAAUGAAAAUGCAUCAGAAAGUAGCCAUAACGGAUAUGCAAAAAAAAGGAAAUAUCCUCCAAAACCCAAUAAGGUUUCAAAGAAAAGGGGAAUGAUAUUUGAAAGUCUUGCUCGUCCUCUUGCCAAGGUGAGAUGGUUUAGGGUUGUACUGGAUGAGGCGCAGACUAUUAAGAAUCAUAGAACACAAGUAGCUAGGGCUUGUUGGGGUCUCAAAGCUAAACGUAGGUGGUGCUUGUCCGGGACCCCGAUCCAGAAUGCCAUCGAUGAUCUUUAUAGCUAUUUCAGAUUCUUGAGAUAUCAACCAUAUGCUGUUUAUAGAUCAUUCUGCUCUACCAUAAAAGCCCCCAUUCAAAAGUGUCCUGAGGCCGGGUAUAAGAAGUUACAGAUUAUCUUGAAGACUAUAAUGCUUCGGCGCACCAAAGCUACACUUCUUGAUGGGAAACCAAUAAUAUCUUUGCCACCCAAGACCAUUAGUCUUAAGCAAAUUGAUUUCACCGCCGAGGAGCGUAGGUUCUACGCUGAGCUGGAGGCUGAAUCUAAAGCUCAGUUUAAAGAAUAUGAAGCAGCUGGUACCAUUGAACAAAACUAUGUUAGCAUACUGUUGAUGCUGUUACGCCUAAGACAAGCUUGUGAUCAUCCUCUACUUGUUAGACGCAACUCAAAAUCCGAUGACUCGAUAUCAUCUCUAGAAAAGGCAAAAACGCUUCCUCAUGAAAAACGAACCCAUCUCUUAGAUUGUUUAGAAGCAUCUUCAGCUAUAUGUAGCAUAUGCAGUGAUUCAUGUGAAGAUCCGGUCGUGACAACUUGUGGGCAUGUGUUCUGCAAUCAAUGCAUCCUUGAACAUCUCUUUAGUGAUGAAAGUUGUCCAUCUUCAAAUUGCAAAGCUACGCUGAGCACUUCAUCAGUAUUUUCCGCAUCCACACUCAGGAGUUCGCUUCAAGAUCACCAACCUAGUCAGAGUAUUGAUAUUUCAGCCAUAAUGAAAGAGGUGAAAGCAGAAGUGAAAUCUGAGGUACUGGAUGAACCUUGUUCAUCAUCCAGUGGAUCUGUUAAUUUUAAAAGGCAAGAGGCAGCUGAGGCGCUUGAGUCAUCUAAAAUCAAGGAAGCCGUUGAGGUCCUAAAGUCUGUUGUUAAACCCCAGGAAAUAGGUAAGGUGAGAGAGAAAGCGAUUGUGUUCUCACAGUGGACAAAAAUGCUGGAUAUGGUUGGAGCUUGCCUGGAUGAUUCUUCCAUCAAAUACCGAAGACUUGAUGGAACAAUGUCUAUUCUUGAUCGAGAUAAAGCAGUGAAAGAUUUCAACAAUCGCCCAGAGGUUACUGUUAUGAUCAUGUCUUUGAAAGCUGCUAGUCUUGGGUUGAAUAUGGUUGCUGCUUCUCACGUUCUUCUUCUCGAUCUGUGGUGGAACCCCACAGUUGAAGAUCAAGCCAUUGAUAGAGCUCAUAGAAUUGGGCAGACUCGUCCUGUUUCUGUUUUGCGGUUUACUGUUAAAGAAACUGUCGAAGAUCGUAUUUUGGCACUUCAGGAAAAGAAGAGAUCUAUGGUCGCAUCUGCAUUUGGGGAGGAUGGGACCAGGAUAAGUCGGACUCGCCUUACGGUUGACGAUUUGAGAUACCUCUUCCAUUUCUAAUCCACAGGUUCUUAGAUGGUUCGGGCUGAUAUAUUGAGUUAAUAUAUCUUCAUAUAACGACUUUAUCAUGCCAUCAGAACAAUCUGGCAUAGCAUAAAAACUACUCGUAUUUGGAAGUGUGACAUGAUACUUUAUUAUUAUUUACACUAGGGAACGUUUUACAGCUGAAAAGAUUUAAAUAUGUGUGUGUAUUUUUGUUGUCUCGGUAUGGUUUAUAGAUUAGACUGAAUCUAUUUUAGCCAACUCGA